Drosophila albomicans is the source of this 535-nucleotide messenger RNA. RefSeq names its product DNL-type zinc finger protein. NCBI's taxonomy places the organism in Eukaryota, Metazoa, Arthropoda, Insecta, Diptera, Drosophilidae. The transcript has 2 exons. Bases 16 to 510 code for a protein of 164 amino acids. Gene Ontology annotation, molecular function: zinc ion binding; protein-folding chaperone binding. Gene Ontology annotation, biological process: protein stabilization; protein import into mitochondrial matrix; protein folding. Gene Ontology annotation, cellular component: mitochondrion. The record is from RefSeq and is a predicted model, not a curated record.
GAGCACACCACAAAAAUGAGCGCCUUAAAACAAAUGUACAAAUUAUAUGCUGGCGUUAGCAGAUUAACGAGCAGACAUGCUAUACAGCAGGUGCAACGGCAACACCAUUUGCUAAACACAGCCGCUGCAAUUGUCAACAAACGAGACACGUGCCACACGAGCUGCAACUUUAGCCAAAAGUUCAAUGACAACGAAACUCAUGAUGAAGGCAAUAAACGAGAGGUUAGCAAGAGCAUUCCGCUGGCCGAGCUACAGACCAAAAUGCAAUUGAUUUACACCUGCAAAGUAUGUGAAAGUCGGAAUAUGGAAACCAUUUCAAAGGUGGCCUACAAACAAGGCGUUGUUAUUGUCACCUGCAGUGGUUGUCAAAAUCAUCAUUUGAUUGCCGACAACCUCAAUUGGUUCACUGAUCUGAAUGGCAAGCGCAACAUUGAGGAAAUACUCGCUGAGAAGGGCGAAAAAGUUAUCAAAAUUGUCGACGACAAACAUGAAUAUUUGCCAAGCCAUUAAAUGCAUUACAAUUCACAAAUGAGUC